Molecule: messenger RNA, 1164 nt
Organism: Cryptomeria japonica (Japanese cedar)
Lineage: Eukaryota; Viridiplantae; Streptophyta; Pinopsida; Cupressales; Cupressaceae
Exons: 3
Coding region: 172-789 (205 amino acids)
Source: RefSeq, a predicted model, not a curated record
AGCCACUAGAGCCAAUAUGGGCGGUGGGAUCGAUCAUUGCUGCCACCUUUAAUGAGCAUCCAGUCAACAGAAAAAUGAUUACAAGAAGAUGGCUUAAAAGUGUUUUCCAACACUUGUAGGGACGAGACAGAGAGAGAGAGAGAAGGGGUAAGAAUUCAGUAUCCCAAAACAAUGCCUAUGAACGCUAGGGCUACAGUUAAGUUGAGGCAACUUAGCAGAAGAGGAGAUUCUUCAGGGAGUUCAGGGUGGAGUAAGAGGUGGAGUCACUGCAAAAAGCUCUCAGAGUUGGGAGAUGGAGAGCGAGAGCUUUGCAGGAACAGAAAGAAUGUAAUGGUGGUUGUGGAUGCUUCUCCAGAGGCAAAAAUAGCCAUGCUCUGGGCUCUGAGUAAUCUUGUUAACAAUCUGGAUACCCUCAUCUUACUGCAUGUCAUUCACACCACUCAUUUGACUGCAUCCAGGCGUGCUGAUGGAUCCUCAUGUGCAAACUAUCUCAGAUCCCUCUGCAAGGCGGGUAGGCCGGAGGUGGAUGUGCAAGCAGUUGUAAUACAAGCUGCUGAAAAGGCAGCUACCAUUGUGAACCAGGCAAACAAACUGCACAUUUCAGUGCUCAUACUUGGACAAAGAAGGCCCUCCUUGUUACACAGGUUUCUUCGUAAGAAAGAUGAGUUGGUAGACUACUGCAUUGAUCAUGCAGAGUGCUUGACUCUGGGUGUGAGUAAACAGAGCAGCAGCAUUGGUGGUUACCUUAUCAACAGCAAAUGGCACAAAAACUUCUGGCUUUUGGCUUGAUUAUCUAUAUAUCUAUAACUGUAAAUGCAACAGAGAAGGAAGGGAUUUAUGCCUCUUAUUAACAGGCUAAUCUUAUUGUUAGCUAAUUUUCAUCUUUAUUAACAUGCUAAGAAAACCUAUUAACAUGGUAAUUUUCACAAAGGUAUGCAUAUGAAUUUGAUUACAGGUAGGAGACCGUGGCACCUUAUAAGAUGUAAAUUAUUUGCUAGUUGGUGAUAUAUGAUGAUGUUAAAUAUGAUUACCAUGUAUAUUUGAAGAUGAAGCCUUGGAGUUGUGCUAUUUAGCACAUAUGGGUGAUAUAUUUUGACAGUUGUAAAGUUGGUUGUAAUGGGGAAAAAAUAUUUAUUAGUAAUAUGAUUAUUUAAUAUUUAUGUA